AUCUUCAGCGUAAAACUCGCUGUAAACAAAUAACCAUAAAGAGAUCUGUCCUUGUGUGUCUGCAUCUCGUGACAAACAAGUAAUCGAUACAGAUCUGGUUAAGCUGCCUUGUCUUACAAGAAACUGGAGUUGUCUGUGGUCUGUGAAUCAACGAUCUGAUCUCAAAGCAGGACCAAAUCAACAGAGACAUGGGAGCUGCGGUGACGAAAUCUGAUGGUCAAGAGACAAAGCUAGAGGCUAAGAUCAUAGAAGCCGUGCAACGCAGGGCAUCGAGAGGAACCACGAUGAAAUCAUUCAACAGCAUUGUUCUCAAGUUCCCAAAGAUCGACGAGGGUCUUCGAAACUGCAAAGCUAUCUUCCAAGAGUUUGAUGAAGAUUCGAAUGGGUCUAUUGAUCACACGGAGCUAAAGAACUGUUUCAGGAAGCUAGAGAUCUCGUUCGAGGAAGACGAGAUCAAUGACUUGUUUGAAGCUUGUGAUAUCAACGAGGAUAUGGGGAUUACAUUUACUGAGUUCAUUGUUCUUCUCUGUCUCGUCUAUCUUCUUAAGGACGAUUCAUCCACCCUCCAAAAGAAAUGGAGACUGGGAAUGCCGAAGCUGGAACCAACGUUUGAGACGCUAGUGGACACAUUCGUGUUCCUGGAUGAGAACAAGGACGGACUCGUGAGCCGCGAGGAGAUGGUCCGAGCCAUUGAUGAAUCUGGAGAGCGUUCCUCCGGGAGGAUAGCAAUGAAAAGAUUUGAGGAGAUGGACUGGGACAAGAAUGGAAUGGUGAACUUCAAAGAGUUCUUGUUCGCAUUUACGCAGUGGGUUGGAAUAGAUGAGAAUGAAGAAGAAGACGAUGAUGAUAACAAUGACAAGGCUUGAAUUUUGUGUUGCAAGAAUGUAAUAGUAACAAUUAACAAACUAUGUUUUAUGUUAUAAUGCAAACAGAAUUAAUUCACUACCAAACACACAAACCAUUAUGUUUUUACCCAAAAAAAACUUGCUUUUAAGCAACAAAGCUUAUUAGUAGUCUCCACUAAACCAUAUAAAGAGAAAGGGCAAACAAAAGCAAGCCAACAUUAACAUACAAAGACAGAG
Brassica oleracea var. oleracea is the source of this 1082-nucleotide messenger RNA. RefSeq names its product probable calcium-binding protein CML21. The transcript has 5 exons. The record is from RefSeq and is a predicted model, not a curated record. Gene Ontology annotation, molecular function: calcium ion binding. Lineage: Eukaryota; Viridiplantae; Streptophyta; Magnoliopsida; Brassicales; Brassicaceae. The coding region runs from base 189 to 866 and encodes 225 amino acids.